Molecule: messenger RNA, 1209 nt
Organism: Mesorhabditis belari
Lineage: Eukaryota; Metazoa; Nematoda; Chromadorea; Rhabditida; Rhabditidae
Source: the annotation of a GenBank genome assembly
AUGUCGGACGUUGAGGACGAGUACGAGGAUGAGGAGCAACAAGAGGAGCCUGAAGAGGCUGAGGAGCCCGAGGCGGAAGAGCCAGAACCGGAGCCAGAAGAGGAAGAACGGGAGGCUCCAGCUCCAGCUGCUCGUUCUUUGGCCUCUCCACCAGCCUCGGGAAUGAAGAGUCCAACACCGGGACGUGCGCAGAAUGUUCCAUCAAUUCCAAAGACUGUUCUCAGGAAACAACAACUCUACUCUGGUGGGAAACCCUCAAAAGUGCACACUAAGGACAAAUUGAUGAAGAGUGAGGGAAUCAUUCCAAUCCAGGCCGGAUCCAACAAAUACGCCUCGCAGAAGGGAAUGACUGGAUUCGGAGCCCCUCGUGACGUCAUCGAUAAAGUGAAAUCGGAGAAUUUGGCGGUGUUGGAGGACGAGAAGAAAAUCGAGUUGUUGAAGGCGUCCACUUGGCUCCAAUCGGGCACCAACAAAUUCGCCUCGCAAAGGGGACAAACGGCUUUCGGUGCCGGACGUGACGUCAACUACAAGACCAAGGGAACCGGUGGAGCCAGCGAGGUAUCUGAGGAGAAAGCCCGUGCCACUGAUGGAAUCGUUCCCCUUCAAUCCGGAACGAAUAAACUCGCCUCGCAAGCUGGAAUGACCGGAAUCGGAAUGCCUCGAAUUGUUGAUGUCCGAAAAUGCAACGAUCAAGACCGUGACUCGCAAGGAUUCAUCCACCUCCAGAUGGGAACCAAUCGAUUUGCAAACCAAUCCGGCAUGACUGGCUUUGGUAUGCCACGACGAGAGAUCACCAAAUACAAGGAUGAGACUCGAGGAGAAAUGCCACACGAUGAGAGCUCAACUUCGAGACAGACCACUGGAUGGAAAGAGGGUGCUAACCAGAGUGGUAUGACCGGUUUCGGAGCUUUCCGUAACAACACGAUCGCCACUUUGAACGCUCAAGCUCAACGCUCGCAAGGCAUGAUUCCCUACCAGAUGGGAGUCAAUUUCCUCGAUUCACAGGCUGGAAAGACCGGAUUCGGACAACCACGCCAGGUGUACACUCCAUUUGUGGACGAGACUCACGAGGAAUUGCCCGCAGAUAUGGCUCGUCGUCCGGAUGUGCCUUUCUGGUCCGGACAAGAGGACACCUUCGCCAACCAGACGGGAAUGUCGGCAUUCGGAACACCAAGAGACGUUCGCGGCGAGUAUGUGCGCCGAAUGUGG